Messenger RNA from Camellia sinensis, 2808 nucleotides. The record is from RefSeq and is a predicted model, not a curated record. NCBI's taxonomy places the organism in Eukaryota, Viridiplantae, Streptophyta, Magnoliopsida, Ericales, Theaceae.
UAAAUCAAGUAAGUAGUAUCUGCAUGUUUCGAACCAAAUCAAAGUGGAAUUAGCCUUAAAUACAUCUAUGCACCAAACCAAUUCACACAAAACAACAGUACUAUAUAAAUUCAAUUCAAAUUCAACUCCGCCGUCGGAGACUGACACAUAUACAUUAUUUUUCCAUUUGGAUUGUGUCUGCAUCUUCUUCUCCGAUUCUACUACUAGGGUUUCUUUCUCUUUUUUCAUUGAAUCAGUUGAGUUCGAUUCGAUUGAUCGUGUUUUUAUAGUAUUAACUCCUUGAUUCGAAGGAGGAGUUAGGGAAUGCGAGCGGCCAUCGUAUCGAGGUGCCGAAGGGCGCCCCAGAUUUUGUUCCGCAGGAGAGAAAUGAUGACAAUGGAUUGCAGCUUCCGCCCUCUUCCUUGGAAAUCGUCCACCACUGCCACUGCCCUCUCUCUCCGCAUUGGUUCCUCAGGUAGUACUAGAAGUAGUGGAUGCUAUCAUCGGUGUAACCCUUGGGAUGUUUCCAAAACCACGCCUUUUUUCUUCAAGCACCUCAAUGGCUUCUUGUCUGACACCCCUCCUAGACCUCCCCAACCACCUAAGCCUUGAACAGGGUUCGAUGCCAAAUGGGUUUGCACUGUUCUCAACAUCGGCGGGGAGUGAUGCAGUCGGCAGAAAACAGGGUGCAAAGCAAGAGCAAACGACUACUGUUGCGAAAAGGGGAGCUUCCGGGGAGCAAGUUGCCGACACGAAGAUUCUUCGUACUCUUGUGAAGUACUUGUGGUUGAAAGAUAACCUUGAGUUCCGUUUGCGGGUUGUUAUUGCCUUGGGUUUCUUGGUGGGAGCCAAGGUUCUGAAUGUUCAGGUACCUUUCCUUUUCAAGCUUGCUGUUGAUUGGUUAACAACGGCAACAGGCAAUGCUAGUGCUUUUGCUUCAUUUACAACUGCAAAUUCAACUGCCUUGGCUCUUUUUGUGAGCCCUGCAGCUGUUUUAGUGGGAUAUGGGAUAGCACGGUCAGGGGCUGCUGCUUUCAAUGAGUUGCGAACUGCUGUGUUUUCUAAGGUAGCAUUACGAACAAUCCGAUCAGUAUCUAGGAAGGUAUUCUCACAUUUGCAUGAACUCGACCUUCAGUACCAUCUUAGUCGAGAAACAGGUGCUUUAAAUCGGAUUAUUGAUCGUGGUAGCCGUGCAAUAAACUUCAUCCUUUCUUCCAUGGUAUUCAAUGUUGUACCCACCAUCUUAGAGAUAUCUAUGGUAUCAGGUAUACUGGCAUACAAAUUUGGAGCACCAUUUGCGUUGAUCACUUCCCUAUCAGUUGCUGCAUAUGUUAUUUUCACAUUGAUCAUAACACAGUGGAGGACUAAGUUUAGGAAGGCCAUGAACAAAGCUGAUAAUGAUGCAAGUACGAGGGCAAUAGAUUCACUUAUCAAUUAUGAGACCGUCAAAUAUUUCAACAACGAGGCUUAUGAAGUUGAAAAAUAUGAUGAGUUCUUAAAGAGGUAUGAAGAUGCUGCAUUAAAAACGCAACGUAGCCUUGCUUUCUUGAAUUUUGGCCAAAAUGUAACAUUUAGCGUAGCUCUAUCAGCAGCUAUGGUGUUGUGUUCCAAUGGGAUUAUGACUGGCCAGAUGACAGUUGGUGAUUUGGUUAUGGUAAAUGGGCUCCUGUUCCAGCUGUCUCUUCCGCUCAACUUCCUUGGCAGUGUAUAUCGUGAGACUAUACAAAGUCUUAUUGACAUGAAGUCCAUGUUUCAGUUACUAGAGGAGAAGCCUGACAUUCGCGAUGAUCCUGAUGCAAAGCCUCUGGAGUUGAAGGGAUGCAGCAUUGAAUUUGACAAUGUUCACUUCAGUUAUGUGCCAGAAAGAAAGAUUCUUGAUGGGAUAUCCUUUGUUGUGCCAGCUGGAACGAGUGUUGCUAUUGUUGGAACCAGUGGCAGUGGGAAGUCGACCAUUCUUAGAUUGCUCUUCAGGUUGUUUGACACCCAUUCUGGAAAUAUAAGGAUAGAUGGUCAAGAUAUACAGAAGGUAACACUAGAGAGUCUUCGCAAGCCCGUCGGUGUUGUUCCACAAGACACUGUACUUUUCAAUGAUACAAUAUUUCACAACAUUCAUUAUGGUCGUCUUUCAGCAACAACGGAGGAGGUGUAUGAUGCGGCUCGACGGGCAGCAAUUCAUGACACUAUCAUGAACUUUCCAGAAAAAUAUUCUACUGUGGUAGGGGAACGGGGCCUGAAGUUAAGUGGUGGUGAGAAGCAACGUGUGGCACUAGCUCGUGCAUUCCUGAAAGCACCUGCCCUUCUGCUUUGUGAUGAAGCUACUAGUGCACUUGAUAGCACAACGGAAGCAGAGAUAUUAAGUGCUUUGAAGUCCCUUUCUAACAAUAGAACUUCAGUCUUUAUAGCUCAUAGGCUUACGACAGCAAUGCAGUGUGAUCAGAUUAUAGUUCUGGAGAAUGGGAAGGUAGUGGAACAAGGACCCCAUGAAAAUCUCUUGUUGAAUGCCGGAAGAUAUGCCCAGCUCUGGGGACAGCAAAAUAACUCUACCGAUGGAGUUGAUACAGUUGCAAAAGUGGUGGCAUGAAAAAAAAAAUAUAUAUAUAUCUUUCAAAAUUCAAAAUUAUUUUUGUGUGUUGUGUACAAUUAGUAUUCAGGUAUUUAUUGUCAAUUAAUAGUCAGCAUGACUCAAUUUAUAGUCAGGUUUAGCAUUUUCCGGUAUUUUUUGGUUUUUAUCAUUCUUGAGAACUUCUGCUAGCUUUAUAAAAGGGUUGGCAAAUUGGCUUACUUCAAUCUAAUGAAACAUUUAAAUUUGGCACUUAGGGGCCGGUUUUA